Molecule: messenger RNA, 2968 nt
Organism: Erinaceus europaeus (western European hedgehog)
Lineage: Eukaryota; Metazoa; Chordata; Mammalia; Eulipotyphla; Erinaceidae
Gene: DDX55
Product: DEAD-box helicase 55
Exons: 14
Coding region: 375-2144 (589 amino acids)
Cellular component (GO): nucleolus
Molecular function (GO): ATP binding; nucleic acid binding
Source: RefSeq, a predicted model, not a curated record
GAGAGCGGGGCCGGGUGGUGGCGCACCUGGUUGAGCGCACAUGUUGCAGUGCGCAAGGACCCGGGUUCGAGUCCCUGGUCCUCACCUGCAGGGGGAAAGCUUCACGAGUGGUGAAGCAGGGCUGCAAGUAUUUAUCUCUCUCCCUCUCACUCUUCCCCUUCCCUCUCAGCUUCUGGCUUUGUCUAUCCAAUAAAUAAAUAAAGAUUAAAAUAAAUUUAAAAAUAAAGGAGAGAGACACAUGCAGAUCUGCUUCACUACUCAGUGAAACUUUCUCCCCGGAGGUGGGGACCAGAGGCUUGAACCGGGUCCUUGCGCAUUAUAAUGCGUGCGCUCCACCCUCCUGGGAGUUUUGCUUUGUCAGACCUUAUGUUCUAAUGCCCGGGAAAGAGUCAUUUCAGCAGGCGAUGUGUUUUGUGGGAACUGGAACAGACCGAUGUGUUGGUGACAGAAAGUCUGCGACUAUCCCUCUGUUCAUGAAGAACAAAGAUGUGGCUGCAGAGGCGGUCACAGGCAGUGGUAAAACUCUUGCUUUCGUCAUCCCCAUCGUGGAAAUUCUUUUGAGAAGGGAAGAGAAGUUAAAAAAGAAUCAGGUGGGAGCCAUCAUCAUCACACCCACUCGAGAGCUGGCUAUUCAGAUUGAUGAAGUUCUGUCUCAGUUCACGAAGCCCUUCCCACAGUUCAGCCAGAUUCUCUGGAUUGGCGGCAGGAAUCCUGGAGAUGAUGUCACGAGGUUUAAGGAGCAGGGUGGGAACAUCGUGGUGGCAACACCAGGCCGCUUGGAGGACAUGUUCCGCCGGAAGGCUGAGGGCUUGGACCUGGCCAGCUACGUGAGAUCGCUCGAUGUGCUGGUGCUGGACGAAGCAGACAGACUUCUGGACAUGGGGUUUGAGGCAAGCAUAAACACCAUCCUGGAAUUUCUUCCAAAACAGAGGAGAACAGGCCUUUUCUCUGCCACUCAGACGCAGGAGGUGGAAAACCUAGUCCGUGCAGGCCUCCGGAACCCAGUCCGCAUCUCUGUGAAGGAGAAGGGGGUGGCCGCCAGUAACACCCAGAAAACUCCCUCCCGCCUAGAGAACUACUACAUGGUAUGUAAGGCAGAUCAGAAAUUUAACCAGCUGGUACAUUUUCUUCGAAAUCAUAAGCAUGAAAAACACCUGGUCUUCUUCAGCACCUGUGCCUGCGUGGAGUACUACGGGAAGGCUCUGGAGGGCCUGGUGAAGAACGUGAAGAUAAUGUGCAUUCACGGAAAGAUGAAGUUCAAACGCAACAACAUCUUCAUGGAGUUCCGCAAACUGCAGAGUGGGAUUCUGGUGUGCACAGAUGUGAUGGCCCGAGGAAUAGAUAUUCCGGAAGUAAACUGGGUUUUGCAGUAUGACCCUCCUAGCAGUGCAAGUGCCUUCGUGCAUCGCUGCGGCCGCACAGCCCGCAUCGGCCACGGCGGCAGUGCACUUGUCUUCCUCCUUCCCAUGGAAGAGUCAUACGUCAAUUUUCUGUCGAUUAACCAAAAAUGCCCCCUGCAGGAGAUGAAGCUCCAGAAAAACACUGGAGACCUUCUACCAAAGCUCAAGGCCAUGGCCCUGUCUGACAGAGCUGUAUUCGAAAAGGGUAUGAAAGCUUUCGUGUCAUAUGUCCAGGCUUAUGCCAAGCAUGAGUGCAACCUCAUCUUCAGACUAAAGGAUCUUGAUUUUGCUAGUCUUGCUCGAGGUUUUGCCUUGCUGAAGAUGCCCAAGAUGCCAGAACUCAGAGGAAAGCAAUUUCCAGAUUUUGUGCCUGUGGACAUGAAUACAGACACCAUUGCGUUUAAAGAUAAAGUCAGAGAGAAGCAGAGGCAGAAGCUACUGGAGCAGCAAAGAAAAAAGAACUCAGAAAAUGAAGGGAAAAGAAAAUUUAUAAAAAAUAAAGCGUGGUCCAAGCAGAAGGCCAAAAAGGAAAAGAAGAAAAAAUUGAAUGAAAAAAGAAAACGGGAAGAGGGUUCUGACAUUGAAGACGAGGACAUGGAGGAACUUCUUAAUGAUACAAGGCUCUUGAAAAAGUUUAAGAAAGGCAAAAUUACUGAAGAAGAAUUUGAGAAAGGUUUGUUGACAAGUGGCCGAAGAACAAAGGCCACAGAUCUGAGGAUCUCAGAUCUGGAGGAUGAUGGUUGACUCUGCUGCCUCCCUCACAUGAAGUGCUCUGAGCACAAGGGCACAGGAGCAUGGUGAGUGGGCCCACUUGGCACCCAGCUGCCGUUGCUCUUCUGCAUGACAGCACAUCAGUGGGCAUCAAAGAAUCACACCUCAGAAAGCUGUCACUUCAGUGUGGGCAGAAAUGAGCAUGCAUUCAUGUUUGCCUCAAAGCACAUCAGGCGUGAAGCCGAGCAGAACAUGUAAACUUGGGGCCAGAAGGUGGUGCACCUGGUUAAGCACCCAGGUUCAACCCCCCUGAUCUCCACCUGCAGGGGGAAAUUUUAUAUAUAUAUAUUUUAACCAGAGCACUGUUCAGCUCUGGCUUAUGGUGGUGCGGGGGAUUGAACCUGGGACUUCAGAGCCUCAGGCUCCAAAGAGAGACUCUUUGCAUAAUCACUAUGCUAUCUACCCUCCGCCCUGGAAAUCUUAUAUUAUUUUUUAAAAAAAUAUAUAAACAUGGACUGUAAUAGAUGUCAAUGUUUAUUUUGGGCAGGUUACCUGUAAUUAAUGAGCUUGUUUUUUAGUGGCAUUUUUAUACUUUUUAAAAAACACAAAGAUACUGAAGUGUACUUUGACUUGAGUCCUGUUUGUUUUCAGACACCUGACAUCCCUGCGUAUCCUCACCCCGUGGGCUUUACUUUCUGAUGCACCCCUGCAGAGAAUGUCUGGUUUUCUGGGGCUUCUUCUUCUUCUCUAAGAAUAGUCCCCAGUACUAUUUCAUUGGUGAACAUCAGAAAUCUCGGACAGUAAUAAUAAUCUAGAAAAAGAAAAAUCACUCCUGAAUAAAGUCUGUCCUAACCAAC